Molecule: messenger RNA, 501 nt
Organism: Penicillium cosmopolitanum
Lineage: Eukaryota; Fungi; Ascomycota; Eurotiomycetes; Eurotiales; Aspergillaceae
Exons: 4
Coding region: 1-501 (166 amino acids)
Source: RefSeq, a predicted model, not a curated record
AUGCCAUCGCCUACUACCCCGGACGUCGAUUUCAGCGCCCAACCCGGAUCCUCGCGCCCUGAUGGAGCUCCAAGUCAACCCGCUCAAGGAAACAGCCUGGCCGCAAGUUCAGAGGCCUUUUACACGCCCGAGGGCCCGGAGAGAAACAUGGAGACUGACGAGCCUGAUGCCGAAAGUUCCGACAGCUCGGCCGCCGGCGUAAAGGCCUUCAUUCAAGCAGAAGUCGAACGAGCAGUCGGAGAGGAAUUCAGCCACAUAGCCCUGGUCCAGAUCCAGGCACUCAUCAAUACCGUUGCCACCCAGCAACGCCGUAUCGACGCGGUAGACGCGGUGGUUCACAGGUCAGGUUCUUCCCCUAUUCCUCGGGGCAUGUCCACUGCCUCCGCCCCUAUUCCUCGGAGCAUGUCCACUGCCUCCGAGGCAGUGGGACAGUGGGUGUUGGCCUACGUGAGAUCUCGUAUGGACCGUCGUGAUUCUCAGGUGAACCUCCAGCUUCAAUAG